CUCCACCAGAGCCCAGCAGCCUCCACCCGCCUCCACCUGCCUCCACCCGGCGUGCCAGCAUGUCUCUGUCCGGCUCGCACACUCCAGAGGACGGGCUGUACGGCUCCUGGGUGGAGCUGGAGGAGCUGAUCGCAGCCGUGAGCCGCAGGGAGAGUCUGACCGGGCCGCAGGACACCAUCUCCUCCGCCCUGCAGGGGGAGCUGGAGAGGAUCCUCCUGGAGGCGCAGCUGGAGUGUGAGAGGAACCGAGACAGUCCUCCUCAAGUGGUGACUCCACAGUCCGGCUCCCCGAAGCCCGCCAGCGAGCAGGACAGCGACUGCGUCCCCAUACAGGAGGAGGCUGAGCGCCGAGCCGACAGCGACUGGGUGUGGGACUGGUCCAGCAGGCCCGAGAACAUGCCUCCAAAAGAGUUUGUGUUCCAGCACCCGAAGCAGCAGGGAUCCCUGAGCGUGAGGAAGACGGAGGUGAUGAAGAGAGGGAUCUUCUCCUCCGACGUCCUCCUCAUCCUCGUCCCCUCGCUGCUGGCUUCACACCUGCUCACACUCGGAGUCGGCAUCUACAUCGGAAAGCGAUUGGCUGCUUCCACCACCAGCACGCUGUGACAGGCCACGCCCCCUCCGCCCUCGCUCCCGCUCCAGUCUGCCCCUUCUGUCCUCUGUCCUUCUG
Salarias fasciatus (jewelled blenny) is the source of this 666-nucleotide messenger RNA. RefSeq names its product BCL2/adenovirus E1B 19 kDa protein-interacting protein 3. The transcript has 6 exons. Gene Ontology annotation, cellular component: nucleus; mitochondrial envelope; mitochondrial outer membrane. Lineage: Eukaryota; Metazoa; Chordata; Actinopteri; Blenniiformes; Blenniidae. Gene Ontology annotation, biological process: defense response to virus; mitochondrial outer membrane permeabilization; positive regulation of apoptotic process. Bases 60 to 602 code for a protein of 180 amino acids. The record is from RefSeq and is a predicted model, not a curated record.